AUGGCGUUCUCCAUCUACGAGCUUGAUGACGAUAUAAGGCGUCUUCUCAACCUCGACAACUUCCUAGAAGGGUUAUCGAUCCCUGAGUUUGUCGAAGAAUUGAGCAAAGACCACAUUUUGAAGGGUGCUGAGGUCAACAAGCUCGAAUACCUCGAUCCGAAACCCUAUAUCAGAACAUUUGAAAGCACAUUAAAGGAGCUUGACGAGCUCCGCAAGCACGCAAACCGCCGUCGGGAAGACGCUGAGAAAAAAGUGGACGAUUUUGAGCUUAAACACAGCGAGAAUGUGUUGGAACUCUCGUCCAAAGUUGAUUCGGUCACCAAGAAAUUUGAUUCGCUCGAUGUGAAGAUUAGUGGCGUGUCGCUGAAGAUCGACCCGUUGGGCCAGCUGCUCAACAAAAUCACCAACUCGCGUGAUAGGUCGACAGAAACUAUUUUUCUCAUCAGAGCCUACCAUGGAUUCUACACCAAAGACAAAUAUGAUCCGUUGGAAUACCUCCGUACGAGCAACGACUACGACGACAGGGUUAAGUGUGCGAAAACAGUGAACAAUUUGCUUACUUUGGCCAAGAAAAUAGAGGCACCUGAGUUUGCCAAAACCGCAAAGUGUGUCAAGACUAUCGAGAAAUUUGCCGAGACCAUGGAGCUUGAUCUCUUGGAGAGCUUCAGAACCGCAUCCAAGGAUGAUGACUACGCCAAAAUGCGCGAGGUUACCAACAUUUUGUUCCAGUUCAAUGGAGGAGCUACCGUGGUCCAAGUAUUCGUUAAUGAACAUGAAGUGCUUUUGGACGACGGUCUGAGCGAGGAAAACCCACUUUUGGACGACGAGGCUUUCUGGACGAAGCUUUCAGACCCGAAUUAUGGUGAUACUGUCCAAGAUGAAGCCACUAAAACCAGCUUGGAAGCAUUGCGAGUCUCGAUCAAGGGCCAAGCUCGUAUCAUUCGUGAGGUCUUUGAAGAUACCACACCUGUACUCAAGAUUCUCUUUCAGCGUAUCUACGCCCAGAUAAUCCAAAACCGGAUCGGCACGCUGCUUCAAUACUCCUUGUCUGUCCUGACGUUAGCUCACAUUCGAAUCUUGCAUGCAUUAUACGUAUUGGUGAGCGACUUCACCAAUGACAUUAAAGAGUUUCUCAGCGCCAACGACCUCGACAAAAACAACGAGUUGGCACUGAUUUUAGAUCAAAGUAAUUUUGACCUUUUCAUCGAGUACUUGUCGGACGAUACCUACUUAAGCAGGGAGAAGAAAACCUUAGAGGAAACAGUUUACAAUUUUGCCCAUGGCUAUAACGUUUAUCAUGAAGCUGCCCUUAAUAACAAAUAUUUGACCACAAGACUUGAAAAUUUGGACAAUCUUGAGUUAAAGAACAAAACUCAAUCACAAGACAAUCGGUUCAGUUUCCAUUUUCUUGAGAAAAAGCGAAUCAACCAGUUUACUACUUACAUGAAAACUCAUAUAGCUGAUAGGGUACCCCGAAAAUCAGUGGAUAACGACGAACCUGACUACUCCGAAGAUGCACAAUUAGAUGUUGCGAAGGUGGGAAUUGUCGUAAAAUCGGCUAUAGAAUCAAUCGCCAGAAUUUUGGAGCUUGCCCAGCAAAAAACCCCAGAGUAUUCUCUCGAAAUAUUGGAGAUUCUCUUAUUUGACUUUGGUAAACUCUACAUUGGAGCCGGUCUCGAAGUGGCGUAUGACACAUUGAAACAUGAAAGUGCAAGCCUGAAAGCUGGAAACUUUCCAAACCUUUCAUUUUUGGCUGCGGUUGGCCUGACAAGUGAAUUUCUCUUUUUAUUAUCAUCUUGCAUCAAGAAAAUCAUUCUUCCUUGUGCUGUGAAUGUCCCCAAUAUCAAAAACAGAAUGACAGGGCUUACGAAUACCUACAUUUCUCGUUGUGAGAUUUCCAUCAACAUUAUUGUUAAUGAGACUAUAGAAUUCAUUUGCCAACGAGUUGCAAACGCAUUGGCAAAGCAAAAGAAACGAGAUUUUGUCAGAGACAAUAUCAGUGAAGACGAUACUGAAUCAUGUGAAGAAGUUGCAGCUUUCUUAACGUACUGCUAUGAAGAGCUUCUGAAAUACUUGAACAGUACCAACUUGCAUAAUGUCUUGGUCAAAAUUGGCCUGAAUGUCCUCAAUCAGCUUUUGGAACAUUACAAAAAGUUUUCUGUGAAUUCCACCGGUGGUAUAAUUCUCACAAAGGAUGUCAUUACGUAUCAAUCCGUCAUUGACCACUGGCAGAUUCCUGAGCUAUCGGAGAACUUCCAGCUCUUGAAGGAGAUUGCAAACUUAUUCACAGUCCAUCCAAACUUGAUCAAUUCGUUGGUAACCGAAGGACAGCUUGCAAACUUGAAACCAUACACUAUCAGACAGUACAUUUCAAAACGUUCAGACUUUAACCCUAGUUAUCUCGAGCGGUUUUUUAGUUUCAAGUAA
Meyerozyma guilliermondii ATCC 6260 is the source of this 2427-nucleotide messenger RNA. RefSeq names its product exocyst subunit (gene SEC10). NCBI's taxonomy places the organism in Eukaryota, Fungi, Ascomycota, Pichiomycetes, Serinales, Debaryomycetaceae. Gene Ontology annotation, cellular component: cytoplasm; exocyst. Bases 1 to 2427 code for a protein of 808 amino acids. The transcript has a single exon. Gene Ontology annotation, biological process: exocytosis; Golgi to plasma membrane transport. The record is from RefSeq and is a predicted model, not a curated record.